GCCAGGGAAGCCUUGAAGCUCGAUCCUGGAGUGACUGCCUGGUUCUUCUGGGAUUCUGAGUCCUGUAAUUAGUGCUUGUUUCUGGUGUUUUCAGACUAAAGGGCUGAAGGAUGAGUGGUCAGGACCCCCCCACACUCCUGCAGCUGGCAGUGCAGAGGCUGCUGAGGGAGGAGGCCCUGGCCAUCUCUGCUCUGCAACACCUGCCUACGGUGCUGUUCCCACCACUGUUCAAGGAAGCCUUCAACCACAGACAGACUAACAUCCUGAGGGCGAUGGUAGCAACGUGGCCCUUCCCCUUCCUCCCUGUGGGGACCCUGAUGAAGACUCCCCACCUGGAGACCUUGCAGGCUGUGCUAGAUGGAGUAGACAUGCUGUGGACACAGAAGGUUCUCCCCAGGAGGCGGAAGCUUCAAGUGCUUGACCUGAGGAAUGUGCACCACGACUUCUGGGAUGUUUGGGCUGGAACAGAGGGUGAAGACUGCUCAGCAGAGGCUUUGUGUGAAAAGCAAACCACAAAGCGCCGUCCUAGAUACGCACUGAGGCAGCGUUUGAAGGUGGUCACAGACCUUUGCCUCAGGUUCCAUCUGAAUGAACACCAGACGUACUUGUUACAGUGGGCCCAGCAGAGAAGAAGUUUCAUAAGGCUGUGCUGUGUGAAGAUGCGGAUUUGGGCAUUGCCUGUCUACACCGUCAGGAAAGUCUUGAUGGUGUUCCAGCCUGACAGCAUCCAGGAGUUGGAACUGAAUACAGGCUGGAGUCUGUCUACUCUGGUGCAUUUUGUAUCUUACCUGGACCAGAUGAGGAAUCUUCAAAAACUCCUUUUAACCCGGAUUCACAAGAACACCUUCAAGGUUCUAAAUACCCCCACAGACAUACAAAAGUGUAUCACCAAGUUCGUGUCUCAGUUUUCCAAGCUCAACUGUCUCCAACAUCUCUCCAUGAAUGGCGUCUACUUUUCCAGUGAGCACAUGAAACAGUUGUUCAGGUACCUGAAGACCCCUUUGGAGACCCUGUCCAUCACUAUGUGCAAGCUCUCACAGUUAGAUUUGAAUUCCUUGUCCCAGAGUCAGAGUCUCCAUCAGCUCAAACACCUGAAUCUGAGACUUGUAAAGUUAAUUGAUUUAUAUCCUGUGCCUUUCCAUGAUCUCCUAAAGAGUGUUGCAGACACUCUGCAGACCCUAGAGUUGGAGGGCUGCUGGUUGGUGGACUCUCAGCUCAUCACCCUCCUGCCUGCCCUGAGCCAGUGCUCUCAACUCACCAGGGUCAAUUUUUGUGACAAUGACAUCUCCAUGGCUGUCCUGAAGGACCUUCUGUAUCACACAGGCAACCUCCGCCAGUUGACCCAGGAGCUGUACCCCGCCCCUCUGGAGUGCUAUGAUGACAGGGGUGACGUCCGCGUGGGAAGAUUUGUCCAACUUUGUCCUGAGCUCAUGGAUACACUCGCUACUGUAAGGCAGCCCAGGAGAGUCUCCUUUGCUACAUAUGUCUGCCACGAAUGUUGUCAGCGCUGUGUCUAUGACCGGGAGACCAAACUUUGUCGUUGUUGGCAGUAAAUGGGGGAAGGUUGCUUUUGGAUACUGAGAAAUGAAAGCCUAGCACAAUAGGUAUUUCAUCAAGGGGAGCCAGAGCUUAUAGCCACACUCUCACUGCUUAGUGUUUGGGAAACAGUGGUAUGCAAUAGGGACAGACCACAGGGACCGAGGUUGACAUGGAGAACAGUGGGGCUUGAGGACAAGUGUUUAUGGAGUCAAAAAGAUAAUUCUUCAUUUCUUUUUUCUUUAAGAUUUAUUCUGUGUAUGAGUGGUUUAUCUUCAUAUAUGUGUGCUUGGUGCUUGUGGAGGACAGAUGAAGGAUUGGAUCCCCCAGAACUGGAGUAACUGUGAACCACCAUGUGGGGGCUGGGAAUCUAACAUGGGUCCUCUGCAAGAGCAAGUGCUCUUAGCUGCUGAGCCAGCCAUCACUCUAGCCCCAAUUCUGUGUUUUCUAAACGAGUUCUGGCAGGACAUGAUAAUGAGCGACUUUCUCCUAUAUGAUAGUUGUGAGGUAAGGGUCAGAAACCUGGAUAUUCUCCUGGUGGCCUUCCCUGCCAUUAACCUGGUUUCAGUUUGUCACUGUUUCCCUUGGACUGUUGAGCUGGAAAGACCCUGUGUUGGCAGCAGAUGUAAAAAGAUAGGGAAGAUGACACUUUGGCAGAGACAUCCAGCCAGCUUCGUGGAUGAACAGCUCCUUUAUCUUUGGUCUUCUUACUGUGAGCCAGCCAUUGUCAGACUGCCUAGACCACAGCCUGUUAGCCAGCUGGCUAAACUUCAUAUAGUUCCAAUAUAUAUGGUUCUAUCAGUUCUGUUCCUUUCUGUUUCCUGUAGAAAAUCCUGACUAAAACAUCAAAGUGAACUGAAGGUAAUUAGACAUUGUUUUCUUUUCUUUCCCUCUGCCUGCGUGUCUGUUGUGUCCCACUGUGUGUCUGCUCAGCGCUUUGUGUGUACAAAAUUUCAACCUAAAAUGAGCAGUGCAGUCUCCUGUGAGGGCUUUGGACAAUGGUCGAAGCAUUCUAGCUGGCAUAUUUAGACUAGGAGGCACUGUGGACAUAUCAAAGACGGUUGAAGCAAAAUCAAAGAUAGAAGCCACACUGCUCACUCCCUCCCCAUUUAUCAUCUCUUUCUUUCAUAGUCACCUAUUGCCCAGGCUGGCUUUGAAAUUCCCCUGCCUCAACCUCCUAAAUGCUAAGAUUACUGAAGUAUGCCACUGUGGCCAGCUUUUAAAUCACAUGUCUGUGGGGCCUAUUCUUUAGGACUUCCAGCCCUCUGGGUGUCCCUGAACAUAAAGGUCUCCAGCAGGUGGACAGUCCAGAAGUAAACUUUUAUUUUGUUAAUGAGUACUGUGAAUGUCCAGGAGUAAACUUUUAUUUUGUUAAUGAGUACCUAAGCCUACCAUUGCGCUCCCCUGUGUUGUAUAUCGUGGUAGUAAUAAAGAAGUUUGUUUCAUGCC
Molecule: messenger RNA, 2985 nt
Organism: Peromyscus leucopus (white-footed mouse)
Lineage: Eukaryota; Metazoa; Chordata; Mammalia; Rodentia; Cricetidae
Product: PRAME family member 8-like
Exons: 4
Coding region: 111-1553 (480 amino acids)
Biological process (GO): negative regulation of DNA-templated transcription; positive regulation of cell population proliferation; negative regulation of apoptotic process
Cellular component (GO): cytoplasm
Source: RefSeq, a predicted model, not a curated record